AUGGCCGAUAUCACGGCAGCCUUCAACACAGCGUUGAAAGCUCAUAAUGCGCCGCCAGUCACAUCACAUCGCUAUUCUAUCGACCGACUGGACGAGUUCCUGAAAGAAGCAUACAGCAUUAAUGCUCGUAUAGCAGACUUGACUGCAUACCUUCGCGCCAUCAGACCCUCCUACCUAUCCACCGCUCCAGCACCUCGACGACCGCAACGACAGAACUCCGCCGACCAAAAAUCCACACAUGAUGCAACACAACGACACUUGUCAGAUACUGAAAGAGCCUCGAUUGAUGCCGAGGCAAAGACAGUGCUGCGACAAUUGCAUGCUGCCGUCGAGCGUAUAAGCCAGAUCGAGCAGAUCAGACAAGACACUGCGUCUCAUAUCGCGCUGCGCAAACGCAAUCAAGGCGGUCUCGGAGCCAUCGGAAGAUGGGCGGCUGGAGGAGCUGUCACUGCGAAGAGUGCAGAAGAGGAGAUGGAAGAAGCCAGGCAAAAGAUGCUCAACGCACAUCGAGAGAGUAUCGUCUGGUUCCUACAAGCCAAACUCAGGGAGGCUGGUACUCUUCAGGCCACCAUGAUGGAGAUAAGGAUACAACGUGAAGUUGAAAAGAGUAAAAGUGUGCUAUACAAAGCAAAGAGCAGCAGCGUGCCUUCCGCUCACGGCUUCGAUGCUGCAUUGGACUCUGAGAAAACAGCAACACAAGAGCAGGAGCGGGCAGAGCCUCAGUUGAGCGAUGAACAGAUGCAACUCUUUGCACAAGAGAACCAAGACAUGAUGAAACAUUACCAGGACACUUUAGAUCAGGUCCGCACGGCGGAAAGAUCUCUUAUCGAGAUCUCAGAACUACAGUCGACUCUUGUCACCAAUUUGACGGAACAGAAUGAGCACAUUGAGCAACUUGUGCAAGAUUCUUUCUUCACGACAGAAAAUGUUGGAAGAGGAAACAAGGAGCUCAAGCGAGCAAGCGAACGCCCCAGCAGUGCAAGGAUUCUAUUCCACAGCACAUGCGCAUUCUGUGCCUUCCUCGUCGUGUGGGAUUUGAUAUUCUAG
Messenger RNA from Aureobasidium melanogenum CBS 110374, 1047 nucleotides. RefSeq names its product snare protein syntaxin-like protein 18/UFE1. The coding region runs from base 1 to 1047 and encodes 348 amino acids. Gene Ontology annotation, cellular component: endoplasmic reticulum; SNARE complex. The record is from RefSeq and is a predicted model, not a curated record. NCBI's taxonomy places the organism in Eukaryota, Fungi, Ascomycota, Dothideomycetes, Dothideales, Saccotheciaceae. Gene Ontology annotation, biological process: retrograde vesicle-mediated transport, Golgi to endoplasmic reticulum. The transcript has 3 exons.